ACGGUCAAUUUCCAAAUUAGGAACUAAAAUAACCGUUGGUUAAAUAGUUUCCUUUAACGAUUGUCAAAGAAUCAUUACCGUCUUCUUAUUUGUCUUUUCCUUUGUAAUGAAACUAUAUAUUAUAAUUUCAAUAUAGAACAAAAGAAUAACAUAAAUUAAGUUUUUUUUGUCCUUUUCUGCCUUUACCUUUCCUUCUACUCCCGAAAAAGCACUGACUUUGCUCUGUUUCCUUCGUUCACACAGAGAAAGAGAGAAAUCUUCUGAGCGAAAUUCUGACAAAAGAGAUGAUGGAAUGGGAUAAUCAGCUACAACCCAAUAACCAUCACUCUUCUAAUCUUCAAGGGAUCGACGUUAAUGGCGGCUCCGGCGCCGGAGGAGGAAUGUACGUGAAGGUGAUGACCGAUGAGCAGUAUGAAACUCUCAGGAAACAGAUUGCUAUUUACGGCACCAUUUGUGAGCGUCUUGUUGAGAUGCAUAAAACUCUCACUGCUCAACAAGAUCUUGCAGGAGGGAGAAUGGGAGGACUAUAUGCAGACCCAAUGAUGUCAUCUUUAGGUCAUAAGAUGACAGCUAGACAGAGGUGGACUCCUACGCCAGUCCAGCUUCAGAUUCUGGAACGUAUAUUCGAUCAAGGCACGGGAACACCGAGCAAGCAGAAGAUCAAAGACAUAACAGAAGAGCUGAGCCAACACGGCCAGAUUGCUGAACAAAAUGUCUAUAACUGGUUCCAGAACCGACGUGCUCGAUCCAAGAGGAAGCAGCAUGGUGGAGGUUCUUCUGGAAAUAAUAAUGGUGAGUCUGAGGUAGAGACUGAAGUUGAAGCAUUGAAUGAGAAGAGAGUAGUGAGGCCAGAGAGUCUUCUUGGUCUUCCAGAUGGAAAUAGCAACAAUAAUGGGUUAGGGACAACAACAGCAACAACUACUGCUCCUAGGCCUGAAGAUCUUUGCUUUCAGAGCCCUGAGAUUAGCUCAGACCUUCACUUGCUAGAUGUUCUAUCAAACCCAAGGGAUGAGCAUCUUGUUGGAAAGAUGGGACUGGCGGAAAGUUACAACCUUUAUGAUCAUGUUGAAGAUUAUGGCAUGUCAGGCUGAUUGAAUACAAGCUGAGGAAACUUCUAAUUAUCAGAGAGAUCAAUGAAAUGGAUUUGGUAGUCAGUCAUAAGCAGUAUUAGACUUUUGUUUUUCUUAAAUUGUUUCUUUCAGGGCUUAUUAAAGAAACAAGUAGUUUAUCUUAUUAAUCAUUUUCAGAGAAACAUUUACAUGGAUUGUUGAAUCGUCUUGUGAUGCUUGCUUUGAUAAUUUCUGCAUUCAGAACGAUUUUUACAUCCUUAAAUGAAUUAUACUGUAAGAAAUAAAAAAAUUCCAAGAGAAAAACAUUUCAAUUC
This is a messenger RNA of Arabidopsis thaliana (thale cress), 1384 nucleotides long. It is a transcript of the gene WOX13, whose product is annotated as WUSCHEL related homeobox 13. Gene Ontology annotation, cellular component: nucleus. Gene Ontology annotation, molecular function: DNA-binding transcription factor activity; DNA binding. The transcript has 3 exons. NCBI's taxonomy places the organism in Eukaryota, Viridiplantae, Streptophyta, Magnoliopsida, Brassicales, Brassicaceae. Gene Ontology annotation, biological process: plant gross anatomical part developmental process; system development. The record is from RefSeq and is marked reviewed. The coding region runs from base 285 to 1091 and encodes 268 amino acids.